UCUCUCUGCUUGUGUGUGUGAUUUACUACGCGCAGCACUGAACGCAGUAGCCUAGAUAUUUUUCCAUCGCAAAAUCUAGCCAUUUCUUAGGCAAUUGUCAAUCUGCUUGAAAGCCUACUCCCUUUCAUAAUUAUUGGGAUUAAAAUUAUUGCAGCAAUCAGACUAGUUCUGACUGCCUACGUACAGUGAUUCUCGGGCAUUCCCCGUCAUGACCUAGCCCGCCCCUCUGGUUGAAUGGAUGGGAAACCUCAUUAGUUCGACCAUAGAUUUUCUGCUGUGAACGUCGUCUGUAAUCUGUUAUCAUUUUUGGGUUUACUUCGAUGACGGAUCUGUGUUUUCUGUCGUUACAUUCGAUGAACUAUUGUCCAUCUGGUAAAUAAACGAGCAACGCAAUACACUGGUACGCGUUAGGGCUUAGGCCAUGGGGGGAACCAAGAGCAAGCCCAAAGACGCAGGCCUUCGGACACGGAGUCUUGAUGGUAACAUCAGUUUAGGAGGAGGGGGUGGCAGCUACAACAUCAGCCCCGCCCAGCACACCCUCACGCCCAAUCUGAGUCCAGCAGUGGGCGGAACACGCCGGUCCACUCAGCCGCUGAUCAAUACCCCGGAGCUGGCACUGUUUGGGGGAGUGGAGUCCGCCAAUAGUGUCACGUCUCCUAACAGAGGGACACUUGCAGGAGGUGUGACGACGUUCAUGGCGCUGUAUGACUACGAGUCUCGCACUGCCUCCGAUCUGUCUUUCAGGAAGGGGGAACGGCUACAAAUAGUGAACAACAUGAGAAAGUUGAACAGCAGAGAAGGGGACUGGUGGCUGGCUCGCUCUCUGACCACUGGAGAAAGUGGUUACAUCCCCAGCAAUUAUGUGGCUCCUUCCGACUCCAUCCAGGCAGAAGAGUGGUAUUUUGGGAAGAUCACACGUCGCGACUCGGAGAGGCUCCUCUUGAGUUUGGACAACAGGAGAGGGACGUUCCUGGUGAGAGAGAGUGAGACCACGAAAGGUGCCUACUGUCUGUCAGUCCUGGACUAUGACAACACUAAAGGACUGAAUGUGAAACACUACAAGAUUAGAAAGCUGGACAGUGGAGGCUUCUACAUCACCUCACGCACUCAGUUUAACAACAUACAUCAGCUGGUCACACACUACCACAAGCAUGCAGACGGACUGUGCCACUGUCUGACGGAGGUAUGUCCCGUACUAAAGCCUCAGACCCAGGGGCUGGCCCGCGAUGCCUGGGAGAUCCCCAGGGACUCUCUAUGCCUCGACCUCAAACUGGGACAGGGAUGCUUCGGAGAGGUCUGGAUGGGCACGUGGAACGGGACAACGCGGGUAGCGGUCAAGACCCUGAAGACUGGUACCAUGUCCCCCGAGGCAUUCCUUAUGGAGGCCCAGGUCAUGAAGAAGCUGAGACAUGAAAAGCUGGUCCAGCUGUACGCCGUGGUGUCUGAAGAACCUAUCUAUAUUGUCACUGAGUACAUGGGACAAGGAAGCUUGUUGGACUUCCUGAAGGGAGACAUGGGAAAGAUGCUCCGCCUUCCUCAGCUGGUUGACAUGGCCUCACAGAUUGCCUCAGGAAUGGCGUAUGUAGAGAGGAUGAACUACGUCCACAGAGACCUCAGGGCUGCCAACAUUCUAGUGGGAGACAAUUUGGUUUGUAAAGUGGCUGACUUUGGACUGGCCCGUCUCAUAGAGGACAAUGAGUACACUGCCAGGCAGGGAGCAAAGUUCCCCAUCAAGUGGACGGCUCCUGAAGCCGCGCUGUAUGGCCGCUUCACCAUCAAAUCAGACGUCUGGUCGUUCGGGGUCUUACUGACAGAACUGGCCACCAAGGGGAGAGUACCAUAUCCAGGCAUGGUGAAUCGGGAGGUGCUGGACCAGGUGGAACGUGGUUACAGGAUGCCUUGUCCUGCUGAGUGCCCUGACUCGCUCCAUGACCUCAUGCUCACCUGCUGGAGGAAGGACGCUGAGGAGAGGCCCACAUUUGAGUACCUGCAGGGCUUCCUGGAAGACUACUUUACCUCCACUGAGCCACAGUACCAGCCCGGGGAGAACCUUUAGUCGAGAACCUGAGGUACUAUAGGGCUCAUGUUGGAAGGGGAGAGGGGAACGGUGCUUUGGAUACAGCCAGACUGACCUCUGUUGCACCUGGAACUGAACUCCCAAUGACCACACACCUACUCCUGACCUAUAUUAUAAUUAUUCAAUGUGACGAUAUCGUUAUUUUGUUACUUGAUUGAUGUUGAUAUCCUUCUGAUUUUGAAAAGGACAGCACUAAUCUACUGGUUUAUUUUGAGUUCAUCUACAUUCAUACCUGUCAGUUACUGUGUGCUCCUAUUGACAUUGUGCGGUAGCUCCACCCCCCCCCCCCCAAUUCAGUCCAUCUCCUUAGAGGUACACCUUUGGAGAUCUAAAGAAAUAACAGAUUUCUCAUAUCCCUAUUGGUUCCUCUCUACAAUGAGAUUCCAUGUUUAAGGAUGGGUUCUUGUUCUGGUAUGUCUUCCAAUCUAUUCCCACAGACUGCUUGAGAAGCAACUCUGAGGGGUACUGUUGUCAGGAUAUCGCUUUAUGUUUUUGAUCAAAUUUGUUCUAAAACCUGGAAUAUUUGGUAUUAUAAUCAGGCCACAGUUAUUUCAGAUGAACAUUUCCCCUCUACAUUGUGGCCAUUCUUGGCAGCUUGAGGUGCUGUUUGUAGUUGACCGAGGUGGGCGGAACUUUCACUACGCAGACACUUCCAUGAAACAAAUUAGAAUUGCUAUGCAUGGAAUACCCCUCCCCAGGCACUCUUAAAGAAGAUGAGAGGAGAAUAUUGUUUGUUAUUUUUCAUUUUAUAUUCACAGCGUUUCUAGAAGAAGACUUAAAAAAGGCUACUGACGAUCACUCAGUCUCCUCUCAGGAAGGGGACCAUGAAUCCUGCUGCAAUGUUUUUGUGCCAAUGCUGUAAAUUACUAUUUUCUAUUCUCUUCAUUGUUUGAAGGUUUUUUUUUUUCUUACUACAAAGAUCAACAAGCGUUGCCCUGUAAUUAUACACACUAUUUGUAAAUCAUUCCCAAACGUGUGUUUUGAAUAAUACCAUCCAUCUCAAUAAUACCAUCCAUAUUCCAUCAAAUAUCUACGGCAUGUAUUUUAAGGCUUUGGUUGUUCAAACAUUCAGAUUAAAACUCCAUCAAUGUUC
Molecule: messenger RNA, 3170 nt
Organism: Oncorhynchus keta (chum salmon)
Lineage: Eukaryota; Metazoa; Chordata; Actinopteri; Salmoniformes; Salmonidae
Product: proto-oncogene tyrosine-protein kinase Src-like
Exons: 12
Coding region: 422-2056 (544 amino acids)
Biological process (GO): bone resorption; negative regulation of intrinsic apoptotic signaling pathway; cell adhesion
Cellular component (GO): extrinsic component of cytoplasmic side of plasma membrane
Molecular function (GO): ATP binding; non-membrane spanning protein tyrosine kinase activity; growth factor receptor binding
Source: RefSeq, a predicted model, not a curated record